CAGAGGGCGCUCUGCGCGGGAGUGGCCAGCCGCUGGGCCUUCGGAGUGUCCCGGUCCGGUCACCGUCCCGAGCAGCCCGGGAGCUCCGGAGCCCGCCUUACGAGUCAGCUCGUGGCUUUCACGGUUUCGGUUUUCGUGGAUUGCCGGGAGGUGAGGGGGAGCCAGUGUGGUGCCCGCCCCGGAAGCGACAGUGGAGGAGGGUUGGGCACCCCGGGAAGGGUGGACCGCAGGGAUAGCGGCUACUUGCAGAGAGCCUACGGGCUUUGUGGACAGGCGAGGCCACAGGAUUAGUUAAGUGGCGUUGGCUAUAUCUGCGAGGGAAGGGAGUGGAGGGAUGAGGGACAACGGAGCGGGGUGGGGGUGUGCUGCGGCGGACGGAAGCGUUUCCCAUCCAGGGUUCAUGGAUUUAAGUGACACAAUUUAGGGAGAGGACAGCGGAAUCCAAAACAGGGAAGUGUGCACGGGAAGCACCAGGAAGUGUAGAGUGACUGACAGGCAGGAGAUGGGAGUGGAAAGGUGUGCUCCGAUUAGAAGGUUGGACCGCCAGAGUUGAAGAGAUGGGAGGGAAGAUAAAGAACUGAAGGCGUGUCUGUGUGUGUAUCCUGUUCUGGCAGCUGACCGGAAGAACUGGAAGCCCCGAAGCCCCGGCCACCAUGUUCAACCCGCAACUCCAGCAGCAGCAACAGUUGCAGCAGCAGCAGCAACAGUUGCAGCAGCAGCUCCAGCAGCAGCAGCUCCAGCAGCAGCAACAGCAGAUACUGCAGCUCCAACAGCUGCUGCAACAGUCCCCACCACAGGCCUCCUUGUCCAUUCCUGUCAGCCGGGGCCUCCCCCAGCAGUCAUCCCCGCAACAGCUUCUGAGUCUCCAGGGCCUCCACUCGACCUCCCUGCUCAAUGGCCCCAUGCUGCAAAGAGCUUUGCUCCUACAGCAGUUGCAAGGACUGGACCAGUUUGCAAUGCCACCAGCCACGUAUGACGGUGCCAGCCUCACCAUGCCUACGGCAACACUGGGUAACCUCCGUGCUUUCAAUGUGACAGCCCCAAGCCUAGCAGCUCCCAGCCUUACACCACCCCAGAUGGUCACCCCAAAUCUGCAGCAGUUCUUUCCCCAGGCUACUCGACAGUCUCUGCUGGGGCCUCCUCCUGUUGGGGUCCCAAUAAACCCUUCUCAGCUCAACCACUCAGGGAGGAACACCCAGAAACAGGCCAGAACCCCCUCUUCCACCACCCCCAAUCGCAAGACGGUGCCUCUGGAAGACAGGGAAGACCCCACAGAGGGGUCUGAGGAAGCCACGGAGCUCCAGAUGGACACAUGUGAAGACCAAGAUUCACUAGUCGGUCCAGAUAGCAUGCUGAGUGAGCCCCAAGUGCCUGAGCCUGAGCCCUUUGAGACAUUGGAACCACCAGCCAAGAGGUGCAGGAGGGUCAGGAUCAAAGGCAUAGACCACCACAACUGGCUUUUUGCUUAUCUUUGGAUCUUUGCUAGCUCAGAGGAGUCCACCGAGAAAGGCCCUACAGGGCAGCCACAAGCAAGGGUCCAGCCUCAGACCCAGAUGACAGCACCAAAGCAGACACAGACCCCGGAUCGGCUGCCUGAGCCACCAGAAGUCCAAAUGCUGCCGCGUAUCCAGCCACAGGCACUGCAGAUCCAGACCCAGCCAAAGCUGCUGAGGCAGGCACAGACACAGACCUCUCCAGAGCACUUAGCGCCCCAGCAGGAUCAGGUAGAGCCACAGGUACCAUCACAGCCCCCAUGGCAGUUGCAGCCACGGGAGACAGACCCACCGAACCAAGCUCAGGCACAGACCCAGCCUCAGCCCCUCUGGCAGGCGCAGUCACAGAAGCAGGCCCAGACACAGGCACAUCCACAGGUACCCACCCAAGCACAGUCACAGGAGCAGACAUCAGAGAAGACCCAGGACCAGCCUCAGACCUGGCCACAGGGGUCAGUACCCCCACCAGAACAAGCGUCAGGUCCAGCCUGUGCCACGGAACCACAGCUAUCCUCUCACGCUGCAGAAGCUGGGAGUGACCCAGACAAGGCCUUGCCAGAACCAGUAAGUGCCCAGAGCAGUGAAGACAGGAGCCGGGAGGCGUCCGCUGGUGGCCUGGAUUUGGGAGAAUGUGAAAAGAGAGCGGGAGAGAUGCUGGGGAUGUGGGGGGCUGGGAGCUCCCUGAAGGUCACCAUCCUGCAGAGUAGCAACAGCCGGGCCUUUAACACCACACCCCUCACAUCUGGACCUCGCCCUGGGGACUCUACCUCUGCCACCCCUGCCAUUGCCAGCACACCCUCCAAGCAAAGCCUCCAGUUCUUCUGCUACAUCUGCAAGGCCAGCAGCAGCAGCCAGCAGGAGUUCCAGGAUCACAUGUCAGAGGCUCAGCACCAACAGCGGCUUGGGGAAAUACAACACUCGAGCCAGACCUGCCUGCUGUCCCUGCUGCCCAUGCCUCGGGACAUCCUGGAGAAAGAAGCGGAAGAUCCUCCGCCCAAACGCUGGUGCAACACCUGCCAGGUGUACUACGUGGGAGACUUGAUCCAGCACCGUAGGACACAGGAGCACAAGGUUGCCAAACAAUCCCUGAGGCCCUUCUGCACCAUAUGCAACCGUUACUUCAAGACCCCUCGAAAGUUUGUGGAGCACGUGAAGUCCCAGGGACACAAGGACAAGGCCCAAGAGCUGAAGACACUUGAAAAGGAGACAGGCAGCCCAGAUGAGGACCACUUCAUCACUGUGGACGCCGUCGGUUGCUUUGAGAGUGGUCAAGAAGAGGACGAGGAUGACGACGAGGAAGAAGAAGAAGAAGGAGAGAUUGAGGCUGAGGAGGAAUUCUGCAAGCAGGUGAAGCCGAGAGAAACAUCCUCAGAGCAAGGGAAGGGCUCUGAGACGUACAACCCCAACACAGCCUAUGGUGAGGAUUUCCUGGUGCCAGUGAUGGGCUAUGUCUGUCAAAUCUGUCACAAGUUCUACGACAGCAACUCAGAAUUGCGGCUUUCUCACUGCAAGUCCCUGGCCCACUUUGAGAACCUGCAGAAAUACAAAGCCAAGAACCCAAGCCCUCCUCCUACCCGGCCUGUGAGCCGCAAGUGUGCCAUCAACGCCCGCAACGCCCUGACUGCACUGUUCACCUCUAGCCACCAGCCCAGCCCCCAGGACACAGUGAAAAUGCCCAGCAAGGUGAAGCCUGGAUCCCCCGGACUCCCUCCUCCCCUUCGGCGCUCAACACGCCUCAAAACCUGAUAGAGGGAGCUCUGGCCACUCAGCCUGACUAAGGCUCAGUCUGCUAAUGCUUCCUAGGUAUCUGUGUAGAAAUGUUCAAGUGGUUGGUGUUUUUACUCAAAAUCCAAUAAAGAGUCAGUAGUUUGGCUA
Mus musculus (house mouse) is the source of this 3368-nucleotide messenger RNA. RefSeq names its product CDKN1A interacting zinc finger protein 1 (gene Ciz1). Gene Ontology annotation, cellular component: nucleus. Bases 654 to 3239 code for a protein of 861 amino acids. The record is from RefSeq and is a predicted model, not a curated record. Gene Ontology annotation, molecular function: zinc ion binding; nucleic acid binding. NCBI's taxonomy places the organism in Eukaryota, Metazoa, Chordata, Mammalia, Rodentia, Muridae. The transcript is spliced from 17 exons.